AUGAGCAAGCAGCGCGUGAUGCCGGCGCCGGCCGCCGAGCCGCGGCUCAAGAUGCCGGUCGACCGAUUCGCCAUGAUGCGCCAAGUCAACCAGGAGGCGAACGCAUCCGCAUUUGAUACAGUGUCGGCGACGCAGAACCACCGCGAGCGCAAGGAGCAAGAGACGAAGCGCCGCGCCGAGGCGCGGCUGCUCAUGGAAGCCGAAGAGAAGCGAACGCGGCAGAUCCUGUCGGCCGAGGCCGCUGCCCGGUACGCGGCCGCCGAGAAGGAGCGCAAGCGCAUUGAAGCCGAGGAGCGGCAGCGACUGCUCGAGGUGCACCGCGCGCAGAUGGAAGCGCAGAAAGCUGCGGAAGCCGCCGACCUCGCGCGCAAGCUCACGGAGCGCGAAGCGCGGCUGAAAAAGAUGAAGGAAGAGGCGGAUCGCAAGGUGCGGGAAGAGUACCAGAAGAAGGAGGCGGCCAAGCGCGCGGAAAUCAACCAAGUGCGCCAGCUGCAGCAGCAGCAGACCGAGCGCGAGCUCAUGGAAGCCGAAGAAGAGGCCGAGCGAGACCGGCUGCGCAAAGCCGCCGAGCAAGCGGCGAUCCAAGAGCGGAUUCGCGCAGAAGAGAUCAAGUGGAAGGCGUGGGAGGAAGCGGAGGCGAUCAAAGAGGCGGAGGCCCUCGCGGCGCGGCGCGCGCUACUCGCCGCGCAGUACGAAGAGGACAAGGCGCGGCGCAUGGACCUCCAUCGCGUCCGAAAAGAGAAAGAAAGCCGACUCAAGAAGAUGACCGAGCCCGAGACAGCCGUGUCGCCCGUCACGGACCCAGCCAACAAAGGUAUUCCCAAGGUCGGCUCGUUUGUCGUAAAGCCGGCUCCCGACACCAUGGUGAGUGGCGCGAUGUGGCGGCGCUGA
Saprolegnia parasitica CBS 223.65 is the source of this 891-nucleotide messenger RNA. RefSeq lists its product as hypothetical. The transcript is spliced from 4 exons. The coding region runs from base 1 to 891 and encodes 296 amino acids. Lineage: Eukaryota; Oomycota; Saprolegniomycetes; Saprolegniales; Saprolegniaceae. The record is from RefSeq and is a predicted model, not a curated record.